AUGAAACUCCUUUUGCCAGCCCAAAAGGAGCAAGAGGGUUUUUUUGUUACAAAUGAGCAAGAGAUUAUUCAGAUUAAUCUUAAUAGAUUUGACAUUAAUUCAACUCUUCUCCUCCAAAAUCAAGUGCUAUUGAUAACCGCUACAUCAAAUGGAACAACGAUAACUACUCGUGUUAUCCUAAAUGUAGAUGGAAGUUGUCAUGAUACUCCUACUAGAACUUGUUUUGGAGGGGUUUUGCGCAAUAAUUCUAGUUUCUUUCUAGCCGGUUUUUCAGGGUAUAUUCUAAGAACAUAUGAUAUCUUGCUUGUUGAGCUUUCUCCUAUCUAUCAUGGUCUGAUCAUAGCUAAGAAUUUGGGUUAUGUGGAUCUAGCUUGUUACUCUGAUUAUCUUGUUUGCAUUAAUUUGAUUAAUGGCUCCAUUGAGAGGUACCAUGUCUAUGUGGCCCUUAUUCAAUACAUAAAAAAUUUGCUUCUUCAAAGUAAUAUCACGGUUUCUCAUACGCUUAGAGAUGGGAACCAAAGUGCAGAUUUCAUGAUGAAACUUGGAGCUUCUUCUGAUGUUGGCCUCCUUCUUCGUGAGGCACCCUCUACUGGUCUAAAUACCCUUCUCAGAAGCGAUACCACCGACACUUUCUACCUUCGAGAAUAG
Molecule: messenger RNA, 648 nt
Organism: Medicago truncatula (barrel medic)
Lineage: Eukaryota; Viridiplantae; Streptophyta; Magnoliopsida; Fabales; Fabaceae
Exons: 2
Coding region: 1-648 (215 amino acids)
Molecular function (GO): nucleic acid binding; RNA-DNA hybrid ribonuclease activity
Source: RefSeq, a predicted model, not a curated record